Messenger RNA from Diatraea saccharalis (sugarcane borer), 959 nucleotides. Lineage: Eukaryota; Metazoa; Arthropoda; Insecta; Lepidoptera; Crambidae. The record is from the annotation of a GenBank genome assembly.
UCUUUGUCCAUAGCUAGCGACAUCUAGCGACUUCUCAAACGUACGCUAACGACUUUUUGACAUGUAGAGUUGGCAACACUGGUCAUAUGUUUAUUUUAUGAUGAAGUUGUCAGAAUUUGUUUAUCAGUUUAGGUUAUUUGGAGUUUGAACUUAAUCAUGUCUAUCAAAUUAUAUUGUGACUUAAUGUCACAGCCCUCUCGUACUUUAUAUAUUUUAUUGAAAUCUAUCAAAUGUGAUUUCGAAACUAAAUUGGUUGAUUUAAGAAAAGGUGAGCACUUUUCUGACGAGUUUACGAGGAUAAAUAGGAUACAAAGGGUUCCUGUCAUUGAACACAAUGGAUUUAUUUUAAGUGAAAGUGUUGCUAUAGUAAAUUAUUUAUCGAGGGAGGGGAUAAUUCCCGAUAUUUUAUACCCUCGAGACUCCAAGCAAAAAGCGAGAGUGGAAGAGUUUUUGGAGUGGCACCACAUUGGAUUAAGGCUGCAUUGUUCCAUGUACUUCAGAGUAAAGCAACUUGACCCGAUUUUUACUGGAAAACAACCGGAGGCCAAAACGGUGGCUGGUUACGAGAAUCGGAUGGUCCAAGCCCUUGAAACUUUCAGCACAAAGUGGCUGGGAACUGGUACCGACUUUAUAGUUGGCAAUACUAUAACUAUUGCCGACUUAUUUGCUGCAUGUGAAUUGGAACAACCAAGGAUGGCUGGAUACGACCCAAAACAGCAUUUUCCGGUAAUAUCUUCAUGGUCUAAAAAAGUGCAAGAAUAUUUCAACCCAUAUUACGACGAAGGACAUGUAAUAGUCAACAAGGUUGCAAAUAAAAAAAAGAUAUCUUCAAAAAUAUGAAACUUAUCGACAAUAACCAAGACUUAUAUUUUUGUAAUUUUAACUUAAGAAACGGGAAUAUAAAUAUAUAAAAGAUUAUUAAUUUUUAUUGACUCUUGAUGCCAAUAUAGCCCAAGGAC